CUCACGGACAGAAAGACACAGUAUCUCUCUCUCUCUUCCUCAAAGUCAUCUACCUUUCUUUUAACUUUCUCUCUCUAUAUAUCUCUUCUUGUCUUACCUGCAAGUCUGCGCUUUGCGAUUAACUGCUAUUAUACCUUCUCUUCUUCUUAUCAUCUUUGCUUAAAUUACCGUCCACCUUCUUUUCUUCGUCUUUUCAGUUCAGAUUGAUCGAAACCGUUCGAUUCUAAUUAGCUAAGAUGAUUAUACUUACCAUUGAAACUCCUAAAUGAUUCUCUUUCUCUCCUCUAUUUUUUGAUUUUAUGUAAAUUAGAGGGAAUAAGGGCGAUUAUUGAUUAAUUCUUAGUCAGUAAGGAAGCUCUAGUGCCGCAAGAAUGGCUGCUACCCCUCCUAGUAGCCGCUUGCAAAGUAUGUUACAGGCUGCGGUGCAAUCAGUUCAAUGGACUUAUAGUCUCUUUUGGCAAAUUUGUCCUCAACAAGGAAUCUUAGUAUGGGGAGAUGGGUAUUACAAUGGAGCUAUCAAGACAAGAAAGACAGUGCAACCAAUGGAGGUUAGCGCAGAAGAGGUUUCUUUGCAAAGAAGCCAGCAACUUAGAGAGCUUUAUGAGUCGUUAUCCGCCGGAGAAACUAAUCAGCCAGCAAGGAGGCCGUGUGCUGCCUUAUCGCCGGAGGACUUAACAGAGUCUGAGUGGUUUUACUUAAUGUGUGUGUCCUUCUCAUUUCCUCCCGGUGUUGGGUUACCGGGAAAGGCAUAUUCACGGCGACAGCACGUAUGGCUUACGGGUGCAAACGAGAUUGAUAGCAAAACUUUUUCUAGGGCUAUCCUUGCCAAGAGUGCUAAAAUACAGACAGUGGUUUGCAUCCCUCUUCUUGACGGCGUCGUUGAACUUGGGACAACCGACAAGAUUCAAGAGGACAUUGGUUUGGUCCAAAGAGUGAAGAGCUUCUUUACUGAGCACCACCACCAUCCUCCUCUUCCACCACCAAAACCAGCUCUCUCCGAGCACUCCACUUCCAACCCUACCACAUCAUCAGACCACCCCCGCUUCAACUCUCCUUCCAUCCCAGCCAUUUAUGGCGUUGCAGACCCUCCCACCACCAACACAAAUCCAGAUGACGAGGAUGAGGAAGAAGACGACGAUGAUGAGGAAGAGGAAGACGGGUCUGAUUCAGAAGCCGAAACAGGUCGAAACACUCGAUCAAUCCCUACUCAGGUUAUUCAAAACUCUCAAGCUGUAACAGAAGCAGCAGCAGUCGCAGAGCCAAGCGAACUAAUGCAACUAGAGAUGUCUGAGGAUAUCCGGCUUGGCUCGCCGGACGACGGGUCAAAUAAUUUGGAUUCAGAUUUCAAUUUAAUAGGGUCAGGCAACCCUGCUGACCAUCAAAGCCGAACUGACUCGUUUAGAGCCGAGUCAGCUCGGAGGUGGGCCUUGCUGCAAGACCCAUUGGGUAGUAGCCUUCAACUACCACCGCCAGGACCACCCCCAUUCGAAGACAUGGCACAAGAAGAUACUCACUAUUCUCAGACUGUCUCCACAAUCCUCCAAAGCCAACGGAUCCGGUGGGCUGACUCAUCCUCUACUUCUUACCUGGCAUACUCCAACCAAUCAGCUUUCACCAAGUGGACAAUUCGCUGCUCUGAUCACAUCCUCCACUUGCCCGUCGAAAGCACCUCUCAGUGGUUCCUUAAAUACAUACUGUUCAGUGUACCCUACCUUCACCACAAAUACCGCGAAGAAAACUCGCCCAAGUCACGUGACGGUGACGCUGCCAGUCGCUUCCGCAAGGGCGCUGCUCAAGAUGAGCUCAGUGCGAAUCACGUGCUGGCGGAACGGCGCCGUAGAGAGAAGCUCAACGAGAGGUUUAUAAUACUAAGAUCGCUAGUUCCAUUUGUGACCAAAAUGGACAAGGCGUCCAUAUUAGGAGACACGAUAGAGUACGUAAAGCAGUUACGUAAAAAGAUUCAGGAACUGGAGGCGCGUAACAGACAGAUGGAGAUUGAGCAGCGGUCGAGACUGUCGGAGCAGCCGCAAAGAACGUCUAGUUUGAAAGAGCAAAGGAGCGGAGUCACCGUAAUGGAACGGGCUAGAAUAAGUACCGGCUCCGGAGCUGCAUCGGAUAAGAGGAAGUUGAGGAUAGUGGAGGCCGGUGGUUGUGCGAAGCCAAAGGCAGUGGACUCAUCGCCGGCACAGUCGUCGGCAGACGUGGAAACAAAUGUAGAGGUUUCGAUAAUAGAGUGUGAUGCGUUGCUAGAGAUACAAUGUGCGUACAGAGAAGGGCUUUUACUUGAUAUAAUGCAAAUGCUGAGAGAUCUACGGAUAGAAACGACAGCAGUUCAAUCUUCUCUGAGUAACGGAGCCUUUGUAGCUGAAUUAAGGGCUAAGGUAAAGGACAAUGUUGGUGGAAGGAAGGUAAGCAUUGUGGAAGUGAAGAGGGCAAUAAAUCAGAUAAUACCCCGUGACUGACUUUUAAUUAUUCAUUUGUAGACUUGUUAGAUUAGGGUAAUUUGAGGGGAAAUCGACUGAUUAUUUGUGUAAUUUUAUUUAUUUAUUCCCUUGAUAAAUGACAGUAAAAUCAAUCUUAGUUGUGUAUUAUUGUAGGAUCGAAAUGUAAAUCCAAGAAUCAAUAACCUCAAGAGAAUGAGAGAUCAAAUCUUUUGGCUC
Jatropha curcas is the source of this 2660-nucleotide messenger RNA. It is a transcript of the gene TT8, whose product is annotated as basic helix-loop-helix (bHLH) DNA-binding superfamily protein. The record is from RefSeq and is a predicted model, not a curated record. Lineage: Eukaryota; Viridiplantae; Streptophyta; Magnoliopsida; Malpighiales; Euphorbiaceae. Gene Ontology annotation, molecular function: protein dimerization activity.